Molecule: messenger RNA, 903 nt
Organism: Cydia pomonella (codling moth)
Lineage: Eukaryota; Metazoa; Arthropoda; Insecta; Lepidoptera; Tortricidae
Exons: 1
Coding region: 1-903 (300 amino acids)
Source: RefSeq, a predicted model, not a curated record
AUGCGCGGCUCGGGAGUACCUGAGGACUUGGUACGCGUUUUCGAGUACUGGUACGGAAACCAAUCCAACUGUGUGAAAUGGGGCGACACGACAUCUAAUAGCUAUAGAUUAGAAUGCGGGGUACGCCAGGGUGGACUUACUUCUCCGGACCUCUUUAACCUUUACGUCAAUGACUUGAUGGGGAGGCUGAGGGGCACUGGAGUCGGUUGUCACGUGGGUGACGUCUGUAUUAACAGUCUCAGCUACGCUGACGAUAUGGUGCUUCUCAGCCCCUCCAUCAAGGGUCUGAGAAAGCUGGUUUCAGUCUGUGAAAAUUAUGUAAAUUCUCAUGGGCUGAUUUACAAUGUGGCUAAGACAGAGCUGAUGAUUUUUAAGGCUGGAAGGGGUCCGGAGAACAUACCGGAAGUCAAAUUAAAUGGAGAGAAGCUGCGUAUUGUGCAGCGGUUCAAAUAUCUUGGCCAUAUACUGACGGACGACAUGAGGGACGACAGUGACAUAGAACGAGAAAGAAGAGCUCUGGCUGUUCGUGGCAAUAUGAUAGCCCGCAGGUUUGCCGGGUGUAGCAGGGGAGUCAAAUAUACAUUAUUUAAUGCAUAUUGUCUCUCUUUCUACACCUGUCAACUGUGGGUCAGGUACAGCAGGAAAUCGUACGGCACCAUCCGUGUGCAGUAUAAUAAUAUAUUCCGGACUCUGUUGGGGCUGCCGCGUUCCUGCAGUGCCUCCACCAUGUUCGCAGAAGCCAGAAUCCCUGACUUCUUCGCAGUGGUACGCGCGCGCAUUGCUUCUUUCUGGGAGGGGAUGCGCCGCUCGCAUAAUACCAUCCUCAUGUCGGUGUACCGCAAUAUUAAUUGUAAUAUGUUUAGGCACUGGCUCUCAGUGCAUGAAAACGAGAACAAAAAAUAG